UCAUUUAUUUAUUUAUUGCGCAACAACGGAGUAUGAUUUGCUUGUUCAAAAAUGUUAAUUAUAAUUUUUAAAAGUCGGGACUGUCUAUGAAAUUUAUCUUUGAAGGAAAAUAAACAUAAGCAUUUAGUUUUCUUGAGCUGUUUCUCUGUUUGUUAAAAAUGGAGAGACAAGGCCUUUCGUUUGAUUUCCAGUCGGUGGUUUUCGGUCUACACAAACUGAUAAAAAUCAUGAACUAUUUAACUAGUUUUUCCGAGACAGAUGUAAACCUUGCGGUCAAACAGAAAACGGAUACUCAAGCCAUGUUAAAAGAUAUAUCACUUGAUGCCAGGCAGCUGAAAGAUACACUUUGUUACUACCAGCAAGAAGUUUGCAUUCCGAGCCUGAAUACCAAACAAAACAAAAUGGAAGAAUACAUGGCAUCCUUUGAGACCCCGACAGUGAUAGAAACGGAUUCUAAGCCAACCACAACAAAGAAAAAGCCGAAGCGAACAACCAAGACAUCUGGGAUCAAGCCUCGCAUAACGACGCUGAGUGAAAUGGCCAAAGAUAUUGGGCGGCAGGAAGAAGAAUCCCGCCAUAUGGGGAAUCUGGUCUCCCUGGCUGCUAUUUUCGAGGAUCUUACCCACUCUGUGGCCUUAGCGUCCGCCAUGGACAGGAGAUUCAACAGAUAUAGUCCAGCACCCCAUGAGAUUGAUUCGGACGGUUGUAGAUGUACCACACACAGCGAGUCAAAUGGUAUUGGACCCAUUAACCAUGUUGAGUCAGGUGAUAUGAGACCUUCCAACCAGAGUGAGACGGAAUCCAUCCACCAUGUUCAGUCAGAUGGUAUUGGACCCACCCAGAAUAUUGAGUUAAAUGAUGCUGGACCCACCCAGAAUAUUGAGUUAAAUGAUGCUGGAUCCACCCAGAAUAUUGAGUUAAAUGAUGCUGGAUCCACCCAGAAUAUUGAGUUAAAUGAUGCUGGACCCAUCCACCAUUCUGAGUCAGGUGGUAUUUUACCACCCUCAGAUAUUCAGUCAGAUGGUGUUAGACCCACCCAGAACAUUGAGUUAAAUGAUAUUGGACCCAUCCACCAUGUUGAGCCAGGUGGUAUUUUGCCACCCUCAGAUAUUCAGUCAGAUAGCACUCUAAGAUAUUUAAAGUCGCAACUUUUGCGAUGGUUUAAACUAUUCCUACCCACCCAGAAUAUUGAGUUGAAUGAUACUGGACCCAUCCACCAUGUUGAGUCAGGUGGUAGUUUAUCACCCUCAGAUACUCAGUCAGAUGGUGUCAGACCCACCAAGAAUAUUAAGUCAAAGGGCACUGGACCCAACCACCAUGUUAAGUCAGGUGGUAGUUUAUCACCCUCAGAUACUCAGUCAGAUGGUGUCAGACCCACCAAGAAUAUUAAGUCAAAGGGCACUGGACCCAACCACCAUGUUAAGUCAGGUGGUAGUUUAUCACCCUCAGAUACUCAGUCAGAUGGUGUUAGACCCACCCAGAACAUUGAGUUAAAUGAUAUUGGACCCAUCCACCAUGUGGAGCCAGGUGGUAUUUUGCCACCCUCAGAUAUUCAGUCAGAUAGCACUCUAAGAUAUUUAAAGUCGCAACUUUUGCGAUGGUUUAAACUAUUCCUACCCACCCAGAAUAUUGAGUUGAAUGAUACUGGACCCAUCCACCAUGUUGAGUCAGGUGGUAGUUUAUCACCCUCAGAUACUCAGUCAGAUGGUGUCAGACCCACCAAGAAUAUUAAGUCAAAGGGCACUGGACCCAACCACCAUGUUAAGUCAGGUGGUAGUUUAUCACCCUCAGAUACUCAGUCAGAUGGUGUCAGACCCACCAAGAAUAUUAAGUCAAAGGGCACUGGACCCAACCACCAUGUUAAGUCAGGUGGUGUUACUGUUAGACCCACCCAGAAUACUGAGUCAAAGGGUAUUAUACCCAUCCACCAUGUUCAGUCAGAUGGUAUUAGACCCACCAAGAACACCGAGUCAAAUGGUGCUGGACCCAUCCACCAUGUUAAGUCAGGUGGUGUCACUGUUAGACCCACCCAGAAUAUUAAGUCGAAUAAACCCAUCCAACAUGUUCAGUCAGGUGGUGUUACAGUUAGACCCACCCAGAAUACUGAGUCAAAUGGUAAACCCAUCCAACAUGUUCAGUCAUGUUGUACAUGUACAAGUACAAGGCCCACCUACUUUAGCUUCCUCCAACUGGCUAAUCUGUACCAUUUCGGAACUGGCCAUAAUUCGGUGUUGGGGCAAACCACUGUGCCCAACAAUGACAGUUCACCAACCACUAGAUAUUCACAGAUAAAGAAAUACAUGAACAGCACUCUAAGAUGUUUAAAGUCGCAACUUUUGCGAUGUUUUAAACUAUUCCUACUCAUAGUAUUAAUCAUUGUGAUAGUACUGGCAAUAUUUUACCAAUAUUGCUAUUAUUCAAACAAGGACCGUUGUUUAUGUGUACAACGUUUGCUGUCACAAUUUGUUGAUAUUAAUUGCUGUCCCGAAAUGUUCUUAUAAACAUGUCUGAGUGCUUGCCUGAGGUGCUUGGGUCAGAGGACUAAACUUUCUCGGUGGACACAUUGUAGUUUCCUCGUCCCAGCUAGUUUUCCACGUCUGGUAUUUUAAAGAACACAGUAUGUACUGUCCUGUAUGUAGGUGUCGUUAAUCAAAACAAACCUUUACUGAAAUACUGUAUAUUAAAAACCUAGAUUGUCAGCAUGAUGGGAAAAAAGGUUGAAAGGUGAAAAGAAACCCUGGCUUUAAGUAACGAAAUGACUGUUUUACUGACAUUCUGGAGCCAGUUGUUCAAAUGUUAGUUAUCUGAACUAAUGGUUAGCAAACAUUUUCAAAACCAUAAAAUAAUAAUUCAAACCAUUAUGUGGAAACUUGAUAUAGAACAACCAAAGACAAACAUGCAUAUAAUCAAAUCUAAAGUUUAAUUUUGUAUUUGUGCAAACAUAAUUAAAAGUAAUAAUAUUAAACUAACCCAGGGUUAAUUUAACUAAGUUUUGAACAACUGGGGCCAGGACAGUGACAGUGUAUUGGAAACCAAAGCAUUAGUAACCACAUAACAGAUAACCACAAAACAUACUAAAAGUCAUGGUUUCAGCAAUAUACAUGUACUAUUAAUACACAACACAUUUUUUUUGCGUGUGGAAUAUACCAUUACCCAAUUUUAGAUAGAUCUGUGUUAUUUGGAACAAAGAUGGAUUCUUCUAAUACAAAACUUCUUUUGACAUCAGGUGACUUAGUAUGUACUUUUUCUAAAUAAUACAAUGUUGGUUCGCUGAUAAAGUAAUGCCCAUAUGUAUUGUAAGACUUUGUUAUAUACGUUUUUGUAUCUAAAUGUAAUAAUGCGACUUUUGAUAAAUUCAUUUUGUAUAUUUGAUGUUCUAUACUUCUAAAAUGUUUUUACCAUUUAACGAUUCUUUAUAAGUUUCAUGUUGUGUACUGCUGAUAACUGGUCUUGUAACACAUUCAUCCUUAUUAAUGGUAUUACCAUCACUAACUAAUGUUGACUACAUUUUAGGUCUAAGCCCAACAUAUUCUACUUCAUGUACUGGAAUACCACCACACUCAUCUUUAAAUUUACCAACAACUUUUUUUGUUUCCUUAAAUCAUGUAAAUCUUUAUUCUGCUUCAUAUCAUCAUACACAUUGUUUGUUCUUUUAUCGAACAACAGUUCACUCGUAUCAAAUUUGUCAAAUACAGGUCAACUAAUUAACUUUUAAAACUUUCUUUUUCUCGGAAUGUCUAACCAAUUUUACAUCAACCCUUUUAUGUAAAUUUUCCAUCGUCUUACCAAAUACAGAAUUAGUCAUUAGUUUGAAUAAGUUCUGCUCAAACACAUUCUUUGUUUGCAUUCUUAAUCUUGUAUUCAUCAUAAUAUAAUCUUGCAUCAUUUCAACUUAUUUUCCUGCUUAUAUUGAAAACCUCAACUCUGGUAAUUACGUGACAGUGGUACUAAAAGGUUUGUUUUGUUUAACGACACUGCUAGACCAUAAUUAAUAAUACUUAAAAUCUAGGCCUACUAUGGGUGUGACAUAAAAAAGUAUGUUUUUCAUUUUAACACAGAAACGGAGGACUAUCCUCAGUUAUGUUUUGUAAAGUACUAAAAACACCAACAGGAUCUCCAUUAAUAGCAAUAAUACACCAAUUUAUUAAAGCUGUAAUUUGUAUUUUGCAUUAGGAAAGGAUGUAUUGUGAAACUGAAGCUUUGUGGCUGGCAUAUAUAUAUGCAGCGGGUCUGUAUUGUGGAAAGCAAUGUUUUAAGCUGGGGGUAGCGUCAUUCUACCUCGGAAAACAUUGGGAAAGAAAAUGUAUGCAGUUGGCGGCGUGGGGACGGGCGUGGGGUGGGGUGGAGGAUCGACACUCUAACUUAGCCCAGCACACUUAAUGUACAAUGUAACCCAAUGUGCUGAACGUUGUAAGAGAUCAUACAAAUAGUAACAGCAAUAGUGACUGCAACUAAAAAAACCUCAAUCCAUAGUGUCAGAAGUUGACCAUGUUCCUGGCAGUCUAUACUGACAUUCAUUCACACAAUACAACUAUUUACGAACUAUGGGCAUUACUAGACAAUUCCAUAUGUUUCCGUCUGUUCUUCAGUGUAUGGAUGCACAGUACAUGAAUGCCUUCUUUAUUAAGAUAUCUAAAUAUAAUUGUCUCAUGCUGUUGCUGGAACUUGGAAACUGUGGCACCAAAUUGCCCGCACCUUGCAGACUUGCCACGCUAUCAGCUAUGUAUCUGUUUAUGUAUGUAUGUGUGAUAUAUUACAUUAGUAUCAUCUAUCUAGUAUUUGUGUAAAUAUUGUAAGGCGAUGAAUCAGGGCACCCCAAACCCUGACACCGUCAUGAAUGUCUGGGGCAACAAAAUAAAUUUUUUUUUAUUUAAAUACAUGUAUACUGAACUUCAUUGGAAAUGCAUCAGCCAGAUUUGGAGAUGUAAAUAGGAUAUGAUAUGAGAAGAAAUAACAAUGCAUUUAAAUGAUUUUGUGUAACUGGUAGACAAUAACAAAUUUUAAAAAUUGCAUAAAUUGGUUAGGGAUAUUGUAUUUUAUAGCAACCUCACAUAUGGAUAGCAAUAACAACUGAAAAUACGGUGGUGCAUUUUCAAUAUCAGAGUUCAGUAUACAUUUUUUGUAAAUAUGUUCUUUGUUAUAUUUUUGUUCCUUAGAUAAUAAAUUUUGUGUUAUUUAAAUACAA
Gigantopelta aegis is the source of this 5185-nucleotide messenger RNA. RefSeq lists its product as uncharacterized. The transcript has 4 exons. The record is from RefSeq and is a predicted model, not a curated record. The coding region runs from base 159 to 2501 and encodes 780 amino acids. NCBI's taxonomy places the organism in Eukaryota, Metazoa, Mollusca, Gastropoda, Neomphalida, Peltospiridae.